CGACACGCUGGGUUGGAAAUCAGUGUGCUCCUUCUGCUACUGCUGUUACUUCGGUGCUGACAACAGUGACGACAAUGCGUGUCCUGGCCGUGCUGUGUGUGCUAGUGCUGAUGGCCGUCGCCGUGAUGGCUGGUGGCGGAUACGGUGGCUUUGGCGGCGGCGGAGGCUUCAGGGGCGGGUCCGGCGGCGGCGGCCGAGGCUUCGGCGGCGGCGGCUUUGGCGGUAAGGGCUUCGGCGGCAGCGGAUUCAGCAGCUUGGGAGGCAGCAAGGGCUUCGGCGGCGGUGGCUCCAGCGGCGGUGGAUUCGGUGGCUCCGGUGGAUUCGGUGGCUCCGGUGGAUUCGGUGGCUCCAGUGGAUUCGAUGAUGGCGGAUUCGGUGGUGGCGGAUCCGGUGGUGGCGGAUUCGGUGGCAAGGGCGGCUACUACGGCUGAGGCGACACACCCGACACGCCCACGGCCCAGCGCUGCCCUGCUGGUGACGACGGAGGCGGAGGCGGCGCCAAAGUAAAUGUAUAUGGAAUUGAAUUAGACGAGGAAUAAAACCACCUAAAUUUG
Eriocheir sinensis (Chinese mitten crab) is the source of this 554-nucleotide messenger RNA. Its product is annotated as acanthoscurrin-1-like. NCBI's taxonomy places the organism in Eukaryota, Metazoa, Arthropoda, Malacostraca, Decapoda, Varunidae. The record is from RefSeq and is a predicted model, not a curated record. The transcript has 4 exons. The coding region runs from base 75 to 431 and encodes 118 amino acids.